ACUAAAUUUCGAUAGACAACAAAUGCAGCGCAAAACGACAAAAUAAUAAACAAAAUAAUGCGAAGCACAUAAUAAAUAACAUAUCCAAGUAAAAAGGAGAGGAAAAGCUAUGGAAAUGGGCAGGCAGAAGAAGCGACGUAAGCAGCGCAAACGCAAACAUCAGCGACACAAACAAGGGGCGGCCGCAGCCGCAGCUGCUGUGGGCGCGCCUAGGCUGCCCGCCGAGAUCUGGAGGAGCACGUACAAGACGCUGCUGCAGUGGCAUCAGGCGCAGGUGCACAGCGUCUGUCGUGGACAAAUGGAGCCGGCGCAAGACGAGAGCUUCAGCGAGGGAGAGGAGGAGGAGGACGAGGCAUACGAAGAGCAGGAGCUGCAGCCGAACGAGCACUUGGAAUGGGAUGCGUUCAAUGAGGAUGUGGAUCAAGUGGAUGUUGAGUAUUUGAAAUUUCUGGAGAUAACGCUGCAGCAUCAGCAGGAGCUGAAACGUCUGCGCGCCGCAGCUGCAGCCGCAGCCGCACAGCCGAGCAGCGCAGAGGCAUGACUGCAAGAAACCCGCCGUAAAACUUGGUUUAAGUUUAGGUCUAAGAUGCUAUAUAUACACACAGUGAAAGCUCGCCAGGGCGGACAACCACUAAGAAUGACAGUACAGUGAAAACUCUUAACAAUUAAUUUACACGUGAAGUCCAAAUUUAAUGCUUGUAUUCAUAAUUUGACACAUUUUAAUGCCUUUUUAAUGUCAUCACAAAAUGUACGUCUGACAUCUUUUCUAUUUUGGUUACAAUUUUGCAAAUUGUCAACUGUUUCUAACAAUCUAGCUGCCAUGAAAAUUUCAAGUACAAUUUUUGAUAAAAGUUUUCGACAAUUUUGUGCGUGUUCUAGGAUAAGUUAAAUUUUGAAUUACAUAAAUUAAUUAUGUUAAAUAUAUUUUGCACACUUUCUGACGCGAUUAUAUGUUCCAAAUUUCAAGUCACAAAGGCAAUAUGCUCUUUUGGAUUUAUUUGGAAUUUAUCAGCAUGGAAAGCGGUUCAUUUAUGA
Messenger RNA from Drosophila novamexicana, 1035 nucleotides. RefSeq lists its product as uncharacterized. The record is from RefSeq and is a predicted model, not a curated record. Lineage: Eukaryota; Metazoa; Arthropoda; Insecta; Diptera; Drosophilidae. Bases 110 to 541 code for a protein of 143 amino acids. The transcript has a single exon.